UCACUCCCUAUAUAAAUCCCCCCCAUAAAUCUCCCUCCAUAUUCCCUAUAACGUCUUUUCUCCAUUAAUUCACACAUAAAGUCUUUUCUUAACAAUGGCUAACGAAGGUACCAAGCCCUCAGCAUACCUUAAAGACAUGGAAGAAGUGAAAAAAGUAUUCGCUCGCUUCGACGCCAACGGCGACGGCAUGAUCUCCGGUGACGAACUUUCAGGCGUGCUCAAAGCCCUAGGAUCCGACACUUCACCGGAAGAAGUUGCACGUAUGAUGUCCGAAAUCGAUACCGACAAGGACGGUUGCAUUAACCUAGAAGAAUUUGCUGAUUUUUGCAAAAACGACGAUUCUGUUGACGGUGGUGCUAAGGAGCUUAAGGAAGCGUUUGAUCUUUAUGAUCAGGAUCAUAACGGAAGAAUUUCUGCAACGGAGCUUCAUCAGAUCCUUAACCGUUUGGGACAGAAUUGUACGAUUCAGGAUUGUACUAGAAUGAUCACGUCCGUUGAUGCUGACGGUGAUGGUUAUGUUUGUUUUGAGGAGUUUAAGAAGAUGAUGAGUAAUAAAUGAAAGAUGUUUUUUUUUUCUUUCUUACUUUUGAGUGGCUGAUAAACGGUGAGGUACACCGGAUUUUGGUGCGCUCUCCGGUAGUGUAUAGCCUUUUUAUGGUCUAAUAAAUGCCACGACCUUCCUGGCUUUA
This is a messenger RNA of Lycium ferocissimum, 689 nucleotides long. Its product is annotated as calcium-binding allergen Ole e 8-like. NCBI's taxonomy places the organism in Eukaryota, Viridiplantae, Streptophyta, Magnoliopsida, Solanales, Solanaceae. The transcript has 2 exons. The record is from RefSeq and is a predicted model, not a curated record. Bases 95 to 559 code for a protein of 154 amino acids. Gene Ontology annotation, molecular function: calcium ion binding.